Molecule: messenger RNA, 4530 nt
Organism: Marmota flaviventris (yellow-bellied marmot)
Lineage: Eukaryota; Metazoa; Chordata; Mammalia; Rodentia; Sciuridae
Source: RefSeq, a predicted model, not a curated record
GGGCUAGGGAUGUGGCUCAGUGGUCUAGGGCCCCUGAGUUCAAUCCCCAGUACACCCUCCUCCCCCCAAAAAAGCUUGAAAUGGAAAAUCAGGAGAAAACCACCCUCCUGGAAUAAGCAUGGGGAGAGAUGUUGGAGGGAGAGGAGGCUUGUUUUGACCUUGGGAUAUGGGAAGGAAGAAGGGAAUCAGGGAGUUUUGUGGACAGAGGAGUCUACUUCCUUUGAAGCAACUGCCUCUUAGGCUGGAAAGGCACAGCCCAUCCAUCAGCCCCCUGUAGAAAAGGGAGCAAAAUUCUCUCUAGGGUAAUCCUGAAGAUUUGUUGGGGCCAACUGCCAAAUGUUGGGGGGCUUCCCCAGAGACCACCAGAAUCUGGCUGUGGAUACUUUGGUGCCUCCAGGUGGUAGCCUGUGGUGCUGCAGCAGAAUGUGUGUGAGGUGGAGGGUAGGCAGCACAGCUGAGCUCACCACCAAGAGAGCGCAUCCAUUCCUCCCGGGCCUAUAAUUUGGGUUCCCCCGGCCUGGCCGCCCCUAUCAGCGGCUUAGCAACAGAUGAGUCACCCAAGACCCCGGGCCAAGGCAAACAUGAGGGGAGGAGGAGGAGGAGGUUCCCGAGGCUGUGACUGGGUUUAGCCACCGCCUCAGUUACUUGAUUCCCCCAAUCUCCAGGGGCCCCCACUUUUUUCUUUGACCCCCGCCCUCCAGGGCCCCAGUGUUCUUCCCACAUUGUUCUGUUACGCCCUCCAUCCUCAUGAAUGGAAGAGCAGCCCUUUAUUCUUCUCAUUGAGAGGAAUGGGGACCAGCUUGCUCCCACUCCCUUGCUGCAGUGAUGACAGCCCCCCAUUCGCCCCCUCCUGUCAUAGCCCCAACCCUAGUCAAGGUCUCUCUGGUUCCUGCCCCUCCCCUUUCCUGGAGCUGGCCGCGUGCUUCGGGUAUUAGGCAAUGGGUGUGCACCCGCAGCCCUCUCCAGGCCCCGCCUGUCCCACCGCCCUUUAGCUGCCUGCGGGUCAGUGCUCAGGCCAGCCGGUCGGGCUGAGGGCACUGUGGGCCAGCUCAGGCCACCCAGUCAGCCUGCUUGUGGCCUCCUAUCCCAGAGCUAGGCUUCAGUGAGGAGAGGGAGCAGGCAUAUGCAUCCUUGGAUUUGAAACAUCCACCUUGGACAGCCACCCAAUCACUGAGAUGUUGAAACUUAUGGCAAUAGUUCUGACCCCGGUCCCAUCUUGUCACCUGCCUGGAGUCUGAGGAUAGAAUCAAAGGCAAAAACAAAAACAAACUAAAACUGGACAAAAUCCAAAACUUGAGGGAGACCAGAGACUCAUGAAGAAAUACAAAUGUGUAUGAGGUCCCCAUGGAGAAAAGGGGCAUAGGAAACUUCAUUACCUCCUUUUCCAGGGACCUGGGUGGAAUCCCAGGCUGACAUGAGGAAAAAGGAUGAGGACACUGGUAGGAAUCACUGAAUCCAGGUGUAAGGAUGAAAGCUACAAGACAGGGCUUUCAGAUUCUGGUGACCUCAACAGUCACACGUGUUUGGGUCGCAUCCUAUAAAUAGGAAGGCUGUUCAGGAGUUCUUGGCCUUCUUCUUCCCACCCCAGAGAUGGGGAAUAAAAGAAAAGCAACCAUUUGUGGUCCAUGCUGUCCAAUGUCAGGAACUAUGGCACUUACUUCCCUAGACUGUUCAGUAUGUGCCCAGUAAACAUCCCAGUAGAUUUAAGUUCCUGAUUUCUCUCAGACUGCUAUGCCCCUUAGCCAGGAGUGCCCCCUUCAGCACAAGGCAGGACCUGCCACAGCACAGACUCCAGGCUGGCUGCCCAGCAGAGCUGUUGCCACCACCAAGGAAGAGGUGAUUGUGGCUGUACUGAGUGCCCUGCUGUGUGCUCACCUUGUGGGUUCUAUAAGUGACUGUCAAACGCCUGAAGGAGAAGAUAAUCCAGCUCCCUCCUCCCCUUGUCAAAGAGCUGUCCACCCAUCCCACUGUCGGUGGGAGAAACUGAGGCAAAGAGCAAUGAAAGAUUUGGUCACUUGGGCUGGGUCCUGGCUCCCUAAUCUGGGCCAGGCAUCCUCCCUAUACGUCCUUAGUGACCCCAGAGCAGGUGAAAGAAACUCCGGCCACCUCCUCUUUCAGGAGGACCAAGCGUGAACCCAGGCGUCGGGGGAGAGGGUGUGUGUGCGCGCGCGCUGGGAAGAGGGGGAGCGGCUGCGUUCCCCUAGUCAAAGGGGGGUGGGGUGGGGAUGCCCGGGGCUCGGGGAGGGGCCAUAGCUUCGUCAGCCCUAGCAGAGCCACCCGUCAGUUCGGCUCGAGCAGAGCCAGAGCCCCCAGUGCUUUGCUCGCCCGCUCGUUCGCUAGCCCUUUCUAUCACUCCCUCUUUCCCUCCCUCCCUUCCUCCCGGCGGCCGCGGCGGCGCUGGGGAAGCGGCGAAGAGGAGUGGCCCGGCUCUGGAAGAAUGCAGCUCUGCCGAAGGGGCAGAACCCGUCGCAGUCACCCCACGGUUUAAGCAGUCCGAGCGGAGCCCAGGCGACCCAACCGUGUGGGUCACGGACUCUGCACCCGAACCGCUGGAGGCGCUGAUCAUCUGCGCACCGGAGCCUCCGGGCUUCGACAUGCUGGAGGAGCCCCGGCAGCGGCCUCCGCCCUCGGGCUUCGCGGGUCUUCUAUUCCUGGCCUUGUGCAGUAGGGCUCUAAGCAAUGAGAUUCUGGGCCUGAAACUGCCGGGCGAGCCGUCGCUGACGGCCAACACCGUGUGCUUGACGCUGUCGGGUCUGAGCAAGCGGCAGCUAGGCCUGUGCCUGCGCAGCCCCGACGUGACGGCGUCCGCCCUUCAAGGUCUGCAUAUCGCUGUCCACGAGUGUCAGUACCAGCUGCGCGACCAGCGCUGGAACUGCUCGGCGCUCGAGGGCGGCGGCCGCCUGCCGCACCACAGCGCCAUCCUGAAGCGUGGUUUCCGUGAGAGUGCUUUCUCCUUCUCCAUGUUGGCUGCUGGAGUCAUGCAUGCUGUUGCCACUGCCUGCAGCCUGGGCAAGCUGGUGAGCUGUGGCUGUGGCUGGAAGGGCAGUGGUGAGCAGGAUCGGCUGAGGGCCAAACUGCUGCAGUUGCAGGCACUGUCCCGGGGCAAGAGUUUUCCCCACUCCCUGCCCAGCCCUGUCCCAGGCUCAAGCCCCAGUUCUGGCCCCCAGGACACAUGGGAAUGGGGUGGCUGUAACCAUGACAUGGACUUUGGAGAGAAGUUCUCUCGGGAUUUUUUGGAUUCCAGGGAAGGUCCUCGGGACAUCCAGGCACGGAUGAGAAUUCACAACAACAGGGUGGGACGCCAGGUGGUAACUGAAAACCUAAAGCGGAAAUGUAAGUGCCAUGGCACUUCAGGCAGCUGCCAGUUCAAGACAUGCUGGAGAGCGGUCCCAGAGUUCCGGGCUGUGGGGGCAGCAUUGAGGGAGCGAUUGGGUCGAGCCAUCUUCAUUGAUACCCACAACCGCAAUUCUGGAGCCUUCCAACCCCGCCUGCGUCCUCGACGCCUCUCAGGAGAGCUGGUCUACUUUGAAAAAUCUCCUGACUUCUGUGAGCGAGACCCCACAGUGGGCUCCCCAGGCACAAGGGGCCGAGCCUGCAACAAGACCAGCCAUCUGUUGGAUGGCUGUGGCAGUCUAUGCUGUGGCCGAGGGCACAAUGUGCUCCGGCAGACAAGAGUUGAGCGCUGCCAUUGCCGUUUCCACUGGUGCUGCUAUGUGCUGUGUGAGGAGUGCAAAGUCACAGAGUGGGUCAAUGUAUGUAAGUGAGGGUGAGCCUGACCCUGGCACUAGGUAAAGGUACUGUGUGAAAGGGCAGCUUUUCAGCCCUUUGCUCUGAUUUCUGUUUAGGGUCAAUCUUGACACCCUGGAAGUUCAAAGUAUCUAUCUGGAAAUGGCUUUGGGAGUGGUGAGGUUUAGGUGAGGUCUGUGAUGUGCGGCCUUUUCCCCAUAGUUGCAGGGUGGUUGGGGGAAACUGUUACCCCUAUUUUGCUCCUUAAACAUCUGAAUGGACUAAGUUGAAAUGCACUGUCAUGCUCCCCUCUUCUCAAAUCCAGGGCCCCUUCUCAACUCCAGGCUUCUGUUGUUCAUACUCCUUUGGGGGGGGGGGGAUUCCUUAAGGUUUGGCUGUCCUCUCCCUUAAGGGAUAGUCCAAGCAUUGUGUGGAGCCAUUAAGACCAGUUUCUAGAAAGGAAUCACCACUCAUGUUACCUUUCCCAUAAUUCUCUACCACAGCCUAGACUUUCUCUUGUGGGGUCAAGGGAGACAGUAGGAGUAGAGAAGUUUUUCUUGGGGAAGGAACAGAGUACUAGAGAGUACUCUCCCCCAAAUCUCACAAAAACUAUCCAUGUAGACCCUUAGGGAAGUUGUUUCCUUCCAUUCAGAUGUUAAAGGGGACCUGCCAAAGGAAGGGUUUACCUAAGAUUCUUGGAGCCUGUUUUUUCUUCUUUAGCAGGAGGAAUGGGAAUGGAUAAUUUAUUGUACUGAGACUUGUUCUUGGUUCCAGUUUGAAACUAAAAUAAAUUAAGUUACUGAA